This is a messenger RNA of Jaculus jaculus (lesser Egyptian jerboa), 549 nucleotides long. It is a transcript of the gene Pfdn4, whose product is annotated as prefoldin subunit 4. Gene Ontology annotation, cellular component: prefoldin complex; cytoplasm. Gene Ontology annotation, biological process: protein folding. The record is from RefSeq and is a predicted model, not a curated record. Lineage: Eukaryota; Metazoa; Chordata; Mammalia; Rodentia; Dipodidae. The transcript is spliced from 4 exons. Bases 29 to 490 code for a protein of 153 amino acids.
CCCUCCCUUCCUCCCUGGGCCGCGCGGGAUGCACCUGCGCCCUGCAGGCCAAAACCAGUAUCUGUGCACCAUGAGAUGCCCCAGGGCCUACGAAGUGCUCGAAUAUUCGGCUGCAGAGGAUGUCAAUGUUACUUUUGAAGAUCAACAGAAAAUAAACAAAUUUGCACGGAACACAAGUAGAAUCACAGAGCUGAAGGAAGAAAUAGAAGUAAAAAAGAAGCAGCUCCAGAACCUCGAAGAUGCCUGUGACGACAUCCUGCUUGCCGGUGACGACUGCUUGAUGAUUCCGUAUCAGAUUGGAGAUGUUUUCAUCAGCCACUCUCAAGAAGAAACCCAGGAAAUGUUAGAAGAAGCAAAGAAAAACUUGCAAGAAGAAAUCGACACCUUAGAAUCCAGGGUGGCAUCAAUUCAGCGGGUCUUAGCAGAUUUGAAAGUUCAGUUAUAUGCAAAAUUUGGCAGCAACAUAAACCUUGAAGCUGAUGAGAGUUAAACAUUUUAUAAUACUUUUUUAAUUUGUUUAAUAAACUUGAAUAUUGUUUAAAAUGAUAA